Messenger RNA from Leptonychotes weddellii (Weddell seal), 544 nucleotides. RefSeq names its product lymphocyte antigen 6 family member G5C (gene LY6G5C). Lineage: Eukaryota; Metazoa; Chordata; Mammalia; Carnivora; Phocidae. The record is from RefSeq and is a predicted model, not a curated record. Gene Ontology annotation, cellular component: external side of plasma membrane.
AUGCAUUUUAUGGCAGGCCCUGCAGGUAGCCGGAGUAUGGGGGCCCUGGGCCUCCACAGCAACCCCCAAGCCCUCUACAUGGUCCUUUUAAUAGCGCUGGUCAUGAUGAGCUUGGUGUUUGGUAAUUUUGAUCCUGAACCCCCUCAUCCAGUUCAGCUCCCCAAAUACCUGCGCUGCUAUCGAUGCCUCUUGGAGACCAAGGAGUUGGGAUGCCUUCUGGGAUCAGACAUCUGCCUCGCCCCGCCUGGCAGCAGCUGCAUGACUCUCCUCAUAAAGAACAACAGUGGUUCUGACAUCAUGGUGAGUGACUGCCGCCGCAAGGAACAGAUGAGUGAUUGUUCAUAUACCCGCUCUUCUCCAGUGUUUGGCUUCUGGAUAUUUUCUCGAUGCUGCUUCCGGGAGUUCUGCAAUAACCCCCAGAACAGAGUCUUCUAUAUUCCUUAGAAUUUCUGCAGAGACUUUUAAGAAUAAAAUCCUGCCAGUCGCCUUUCAUCUUCCUGAUUUCCAGCUGGCUGGCACAGCCAGAACAACUUCCAGUUCUUUC